Ochotona curzoniae (black-lipped pika) is the source of this 3720-nucleotide messenger RNA. RefSeq names its product zinc finger protein 398 (gene ZNF398). The transcript has 6 exons. Lineage: Eukaryota; Metazoa; Chordata; Mammalia; Lagomorpha; Ochotonidae. Gene Ontology annotation, molecular function: DNA-binding transcription repressor activity, RNA polymerase II-specific. Bases 77 to 1990 code for a protein of 637 amino acids. Gene Ontology annotation, biological process: regulation of immune system process; regulation of cytokine production; negative regulation of transcription by RNA polymerase II. The record is from RefSeq and is a predicted model, not a curated record.
CCCCGGGCCUGUGUGGGGGCCGCGCGCUGCGGCGGCGGAGGCGACCCCCGCAACCCCGGCCGGCAAGCGCACAGCCAUGGCCGAGGCGGCCCCGGCUCCGACCUCUGAGUGGGACUCCGAGUGCCUUACGCCCCUGCAGCCCUUUUCUCUCCCUACACCCCCAGCAGCGAGUGAGGCGCACCUGCAGACAGCAGCCAUCUCGCUGUGGACCGUGGUGGCGGCUGUUCAGGCCAUAGAACGGAAGGUGGAUGUCCACAGCCGGCGACUCCUGCACCUGGAAGGCCGGACGGGGACAGCAGAAAAGAAGCUAGCCAGCUGUGAGAAGAUGGUGACAGAGCUUGGGAACCAGCUGGAUGGCAAGUGGGCCAUUCUGGGGACCCUGCUGCAAGAGUAUGGGCUGCUGCAGAGACGACUGGAGAACUUGGAGAACCUGUUAAGAAACAGGAACUUCUGGAUCCUGCGGCUGCCUCCAGGUAUUAAAGGAGAUAUCCCAAAGGUGCCUGUGACGUUUGACGAUGUCUCCAUCUACUUCUCCACUCCAGAGUGGGAAAAACUGGAAGAAUGGCAAAAGGAGCUUUAUAAGAAUAUCAUGAAGGGCAACUACGAAUCUCUCAUCUCCAUGGACUAUGCCAUGAAUCAGCCUGAUGUCUUAACACAGAUUCAGCCACAAGGAGAGCAUAAUACAGAGAAUCAGGCAAGGCCAGAGGAAAGUGAGAUUCCUGCAGUCCCCAGCGAGGAGCCUGGUAUUUCAACAUCAGAUAUUCUGUCUUGGAUUAAACAAGAGGAAGAGCCUCAGGUUGGGGCCCCACAGGAGUCCAAGGAGAGUGACCUAUACAAAAACACCUUUGCUGACGAAGAGCUUGUCAUCAAAGCAGAAGGCCUCGCUUUGUGCCCUGAGGUUCCAGUCACCUUCUCGUCACCACUGCCACCACCAGCAGCAGCAAAGGAUGCUUUUACAGAUGUGGCUUUCAAAAACCAACAGUCUGCGUCUAUGACACCUUUUGGACAUCCAGCCACUGACCUGCCUGAAGCCUCUGAGGGACAAGUGACUUUUACUCAGUUGGGUAGCUACCCUCUUCCACCUCCAGUUGGGGAACAGGUGUUUUCGUGCCACCACUGUGGCAAGAGUCUCAGCCAAGACAUGCUGCUCACCCACCAGUGUAGCCACGCUGGUGAGCACCCCUCAGCCUGUGCCCAGUGUCCCAGGGCCAGCCUUAGCAAUAGCUCUCAAGACCGUGCCAGGGAGACGCCCCCCACAUGCCCCCACUGUGCUAGGACUUUCACUCACCCAUCCAGACUCACCUACCACCUGCGGGUCCAUAAUAGCACUGAGCGUCCCUUUCCUUGCCCUGAUUGCCCCAAACGCUUUGCUGACCAGGCCCGCCUCACCAGCCACCGCCGUGCUCAUGCAAGCGAGAGGCCCUUCCGCUGCACCCAGUGUGGCAGAAGCUUCAGUCUGAAGAUCAGCCUCCUGCUCCAUCAGCGUGGCCACGCACAGGAGCGCCCUUUCUCCUGCCCUCAGUGUGGCAUCGACUUCAAUGGCCACUCGGCCUUGAUCCGCCACCAGAUGAUCCACACAGGUGAGCGCCCUUAUCCAUGCACUGACUGCAGUAAGAGCUUCAUGCGCAAGGAGCACUUGCUGAACCACCGGCGGCUGCACACUGGUGAGCGGCCCUUCAGCUGUGCUCACUGUGGCAAGAGCUUUAUCCGCAAGCACCACCUCAUGAAACACCAGCGCAUCCACACAGGUGAACGACCCUACCCCUGCUCCUACUGUGGCAGGAGCUUCCGCUAUAAACAGACACUCAAGGACCACCUUCGUUCAGGCCACAGUGGAAGCUGUGGAGGUGACAGUGACCCAUCUGGGCAACCACCUGACCCUCCUGGUCCCAUUUUAACUGGCCUGGAAACCUCUGACCUGGGCAUUAACACAGAGGGUCUAGAGACCAACCAGUGGUAUGGGGAAGGAAGUGGAGGGGGAGUGUUGUAACCUCUGUGGCUUCAUGGUUAUCUAUGCUCAAGGCAGCACAGAAAUCCCAAGAGAAGGCUCUGUCGCCCAUGCUAUUGAGCACAUCCAGAAAUUUGGGGCACUCUACGUUUAACUAAAAACAUUGGAUUUGGAACUUAAUAUCAGAAUACUAUAUUUUGAAACCCCAGAGAGAUUGGAAAGGAGCCCAGGAUCCUCAUCUUAUCAAAAAUGCUAUAAAAGCAGAAGUUAGAAUAUUGCAGAGAGCUUGGGAAGCAAGCUUUAGUCUCUGGCUGUCCUGCUGUCCUGUUACCACUGAGUAACAGAUUAAUAAUAUAUCACAUCUCUUGGUAAAGGCAGGCACAGAGGAAGCUCCUCUGAAACUUAAGACCCAUCAUGAGGCAUGAGGCAUGAAGCAUUGAACUAAAACCUCAUUAAUUCCUUGAUCAGUAAGAUGGUUAAGGGGAGAAAAUGCUUAAGCCACUGUUCGUGUCAUUGUCUUCUGUCUCAGAACUAGCUGAGGGCCGUGCACACAGCCAUGUAGCUGCCUUCGCUGAAAUAUAAUAACUCAAGACUACCUUCCUAGGUUUCCUAAAUUCUUCUAAUACAUUUGGUUUAAUAUUGGGUGAAAGACAAGUUUGAUUUUAAAGCAAGGAGAUCAAUUCUUGUAUUGGCUUUAAGUGCAACUUGUCGUUUGUUUUAUUUGCAUUCAGACUGCUAGUCGCCUUUCCCAAGGUCCUGGUUAAAAAUUAGGAGAAAUGAUCUCAGCCCUGUCUUGAAAAGCUGAAGAUCUCAGAGAAAUUGUUGGUAUGGCAGUGACAGGACAGUCUAAACUUUGUGCUUGAACCUCAGACUCAUGUAUAUCAAGUUUUCCCUCAUCUUUUCCAAGCCUGUGAACUUGCUUUUCCAUUUUUGGUUCUUGAUAUUUUUGACAAUCAUCAGCAACAAUAUCACACCAUUUUCCAAAAGCAUUACGAAGUUUCAGAAAAUGCCAGUAGACUCUCAGCUUCCUCUGCAGUGAGGUCAUAAUGGUGUUGACAUGCAGCUUGCCUGAGCUAACGGGGUGUGUGAUCUCGCCCUCUGGCUCUUGCCCAUUGAUGGUAGAUUGAGGAACUUUGUAGAUCAUUGAGAACUUUGCACCAUGCAUACAUCACGACUGGCUGUUCCUGCUUUUUUUUUGCUUUUAGGAAUCUUGGCCACCAUGUGUUCUGUUCCUGGGGGUCAUUCAGUCACCUGGGAGCAUCCGGGCCUUGUUUUGUUCCUAAGUGACUUUGCACCUGGGCUUGAGUCCCUUUCCCUUUACAGCUUUACAAAUCUCAACUUUUUAUUUGCAAAAUGAGGCUGUUGAAAGCAAAGAAGUGAACCUUUAAAAACUUGGGGGGAAAAAAAAAAACUUGCGAUACAUUCCUUCUGCCAAAAUUCUGUCUGUAUCUUUGGCUUCCAUCCAUACAAAGCCAAAUAAAACAGCAAAAAAUCAAAGCAGAGGGUUUCUUGUUGAAACUUGACUGAAAUCAAUUUGAUUUGUUGUUUUGCUUAUAGCCUGAAGUAGAAAGACUGUGUGGAGAAACCAUGUGUUGGGCAGCUAAAGUCAUUUAACCCUGUACUCUCUUAUUUCCCCUGAAUCAUCCCAAGAUGGUUAGAAUAAGAACUCUGAAUACUUAGGACACUUUUUGAUGAAGUGAUAAGGAAGGGAUCUAUUUUUUUCUCCCUUAUCACUUAGCUCAACUUCCAUCCUCCUCGACAAGGAAAAGGUG